CCCCAGAAACCCAAACCAGCCUCGGUCGACUCGAGCACGAAGCUGACGCGCUCGCUGCCCUGUCAGGUCUACGUCAACGCCGGCGAGAACCUGAAAACAGAUCAAUGGCCGCAGAAGCUGAUCAUGCAGCUCAUCCCGCAGCAGCUCCUGACCACGCUGGGCCCUCUCUUCCGCAAUUCCCGAAUGGUUCAGUUCCACUUCACCAACAAAGAUUUGGAAUCGCUGAAGGGUCUUUAUCGCAUUAUGGGCAACGGCUUCGCGGGCUGCGUGCACUUCCCGCACACGGCGCCGUGCGAGGUGCGGGUGCUGAUGCUGCUCUACUCCUCCAAGAAGAAGAUCUUCAUGGGCCUCAUCCCCUACGACCAAAGCGGCUUCGUCAACGGCAUCCGCCAGGUCAUCACCAACCACAAACAGGUCCAGCAGCAGAAGAUCGAGCAGCAGCGCACCUUGGGGGGCUCAGCCCCCCAAGUGCCCGGCGCCCCCCCCUCCUUUCUGCCCAAGCAGCCGGGGACCCUCCCCGUGGCCUCGGGGGUGCAACCGCAGCUGGCGGGGCCGCAGGUGAGCCCCAACUUGGGCUCCGUUGGGAUCCUGGAGGAGCAGCAGCGGCAGCAGAGCCUGUUGCAGCUGCGGGCGCAGCAGGCAGCAGCAGCAGCGACGCAGCAGCAGGCGCAGCCGCCCCCCCCCCCCAGCCAGGCCGCCGCGGGGGGGGCACUGCUGCGCCCCCAAAACCCCGGAGCGAACCCCCAACUGCGCAGCCUCCUGCUGAGUCAGCAACCGCCUCAGGGGGGGGUCCCGCACCACCUCGCCCCCCCCCCCGCGCAGCCGCUGCUGCCCCCCCCCACGCUGGGCCAGGGGCAACUGCCCCCCCCCCUGCUGCACCCCCCCCCGGGGCAGCCCUGGCCGGGGCAGCUGGGGCCCCCCCGCGCCCCCCUGCCAGGGCAGAUGCUGUUGCCCCCCGGCCCGCGGGGCCCCGUGGCGCAGCCGGGGCUGCAGGCGCCCAGCGUGAUGGAGGAGGACAUCCUGAUGGAUCUCAUCUAA
Molecule: messenger RNA, 1038 nt
Organism: Cuculus canorus (common cuckoo)
Lineage: Eukaryota; Metazoa; Chordata; Aves; Cuculiformes; Cuculidae
Gene: MED25
Product: mediator complex subunit 25
Biological process (GO): positive regulation of transcription by RNA polymerase II
Cellular component (GO): transcription regulator complex; mediator complex
Source: RefSeq, a predicted model, not a curated record